This is a messenger RNA of Hydatigera taeniaeformis, 675 nucleotides long. NCBI's taxonomy places the organism in Eukaryota, Metazoa, Platyhelminthes, Cestoda, Cyclophyllidea, Taeniidae. The record is from the annotation of a GenBank genome assembly.
CAUAAGCGUGUUGGUUUGAGGUUUAGUUUGUUAAUUCGAGUAAAUUUUGUAGAGUCUUACCAUAAAGUUAUACCAUUAGAUUGCUAUAAAUUUUUGGCUACUAAUCAUGGUAUAAUUAUGAUUUUUUUCUUUAUGAUGCCAUUUUUAAUUGGCGGAUUUGGUAAUUAUCUAUUGCCUUUAUUAGGAGGGUUAGCAGAUUUGAAUUUGCCCCGAUUAACUGCAUUAAUUCCUUCAUUGGCGUUUUUGGUUGAUAGUAUUUAUUUAGGGGCAGGCGUCGGUGUAGAUUUUUUAAUGUUUUCAAUGCAUUUGACUGGUGCUUCUAGAUUGCUUGGUUCGAUAAAAUUUAUCUGUACUUUAUAUAGUAUUUUUAUGACCAAUAUUUUUUUUUCGUACGUCUAUUGUACUUUCAUCUUAUUUAUUUACUUUAUUUUGUUGUUAGUAACUUUUUCUGCUUUUUUUUAUCCUUUAGGUGUUUAUGUGUUGAUUCUUCGUGAAUUUGGUAUUAGUAGACAUAUAUGUUUGAGCAUUAGCAUGUCUUCCGAUGUGUUUGGCUUUAAUGGUCAUCAUAUGCUUACUGUUGGGUUAGACGCUAAGACGGCUGUAUUUUUUAGCUCUAUAACUAUGAUUAUUGGGGUCCCUACUGGUAUAAAGAUUUUUACAAUAGUGGCCUGCUAG